AUGUCGUGGUUUUCCGGCUACACGCCGCUUUCAAACAAUGAGAACGUGACGCUGCUCAGUACACAGAGUCCAGGCAAAAUCCUCAUCCAAAUCCUCGUUCUUCAAUGUUUCUACUACCUCACAGCCCUCAUCAUCUUCUAUCUAGUGGCACUGCUAAACGGCUACGAUUUCAGUGUGGACUGGAUUUUCUCGUGGGAGCUCAUUGAGCCUGACAAUGCCAUGGGGCUUAUUUUGUUUGUCAUGUGGCUCGUGGACACGUUACUCUGUGUGUUGUUCGUCACCAUCUUGGUAGGUCGUUCCAAGUUGGCUUGGGACUUUGCCGUGACGGUGCAUGUGGUCAAUUUGGGCGUCGUUUUACUCUACACGGGUAAAUUUCCUACCAGCUUGCUCUGGUGGUGCCUCCAGAUCUUGUCUGCUGUGAUUUUGGUGACGCUUUCGACGUACUCCACGCGAUGGAAGGAGCUCAGGACCACCUUUUUCGACAACAUGUUGGACCAGCAGGAAACGGGGCAGGUCAGGCAUGAGGACAUCCCCAUGAAGGAUUUGUCCCGGCCGCAGUCGUAG
Candidozyma duobushaemuli is the source of this 564-nucleotide messenger RNA. It is a transcript of the gene SYS1, whose product is annotated as Sys1p. The record is from RefSeq and is a predicted model, not a curated record. Gene Ontology annotation, biological process: Golgi to plasma membrane protein transport; protein localization to Golgi apparatus; Golgi to endosome transport. Bases 1 to 564 code for a protein of 187 amino acids. The transcript has a single exon. Lineage: Eukaryota; Fungi; Ascomycota; Pichiomycetes; Serinales; Metschnikowiaceae. Gene Ontology annotation, cellular component: Golgi membrane; trans-Golgi network.